Messenger RNA from Drosophila navojoa, 714 nucleotides. RefSeq names its product glutamine synthetase 2 (gene Gs2). Gene Ontology annotation, cellular component: cytoplasm. Gene Ontology annotation, molecular function: glutamine synthetase activity. NCBI's taxonomy places the organism in Eukaryota, Metazoa, Arthropoda, Insecta, Diptera, Drosophilidae. The record is from RefSeq and is a predicted model, not a curated record.
AAACAAAAACAAAGUCAAAUCGACUUUUAAAUACGUAAUUUUCGUCAAUUAACAACGACGUAAGAUAAGGAAAGCAAUAUCAGAAAGGCUUAUGCAACAUGCAUUCAUCAAUUCUUGAAGACUCGCCCAAUGCGCGCAUCAACAAGACCAUCUUGGACCGUUAUCUGGCCCUGCCGCUAGAGGAUAACAUUGUGCAGGCCACCUACGUGUGGAUCGAUGGCACCGGCGAGGAUCUGCGCUGCAAGGAUCGCACCCUCGACUUCAUACCCUCGAGCCCCAAGGGUAAGUGCCAAACACUCGGGACGAACCGAAUUAAUUCGCUGACCUAGACACGGACGACUGCCGGCUGGCUGUGCUCUCAUUUUAAUCUAAUCAUGCGACUACUUGAGCUAAACAAAGCUUUCCACUGCCAUUGCCAUUGCCACUGCCCCUGCCCCUGGCCCUGCCUCUUGAGUGGCUGUCCGCUUGUCAGGCCGAGCGCCUGCUAUAUCAGCUGAUCCGCGCGGCUCUUCAGGAACGGCUACGCACAGAUUGAUAUGCACGCAAGUCGAGCUGAUUCCCAAAAACAAUGCCAAGCAACGCAAAAUCCAUUCCCGGCCGCAAUCAGUGUCAAUCCCAUUCAGAAUUUACGUUCUUUGCUGCUUUGGCCUUGACACCAGCGCGACGACGUCAGACGACGUCAGACGACGUCUGCCCAAUGUUUAUAGACUUUGA